Paramecium tetraurelia is the source of this 1368-nucleotide messenger RNA. RefSeq lists its product as uncharacterized. The record is from RefSeq and is a predicted model, not a curated record. The transcript is spliced from 2 exons. Lineage: Eukaryota; Ciliophora; Oligohymenophorea; Peniculida; Parameciidae.
AUGUAAACAUCAUAAUUUAUCUCUAGGCUCCAAGAGUAUCAAUUAAUCCAGAAUGUCUAAUAAUAAGUGCAGAGAAUUCAAAAAAAAUAUCCGUUAAUCUCCAAUAUUAAUGAGUUUUAAAUAGACCUUGUAGGCUUGUUCUCUAUUCAAAGUUCAGAAUCUUUAAAAAAAUAAUUGAUCACCUUACUUCAUCAAUAUAAAUUGCCCAUCCAAUCCUUAGACUUUAAUCAAUUCACUAGAAAAGAAAAUUAAAUAAUCAUAAUCAGCAACAAUGCAGAAAUUAAAUUGGCUAUAAAUGGAAGAUUCAUUUACAAUCAUCUUGAACAUAACACUUCUUACUAGAUCUUUCCCAACAAAUGCAUAUAUCAUGGUCAAGUUAACAAUAAAAAACCCAAUGGAGAAGGAAGUUUCAGAUGGGACAAUGGUGAAUAUUAUAUUGGUUAAUGGUCAAAUGCUCAGAAGCAUGGCUUUGGCCAAUGGAAAGGAACACAAGAUGACUAUUAUAUUGGUUAGUGGGUUAACGGACAAUAAGAUGGAUUAGGUGAACACAAGUGGAAUGGAGAUGUCUAUUUUGGUCAAUGGAAGAAUUCAGUUAAAAAUGGUUAUGGAGUUGAACAAUUUCAGAAUGGCGAUAAGUAUAUUGGCAACUACUAUUUUGGCAAGCCACAGGGACAGGGGGAAUAUAGAUGGGUUGAUGGUUCCAUCUAUUAAGGACAAUUCUUAGAAGGAAUGAGACAUGGCUAUGGCAGAUACGUUAAUAAAAAUGGCAUCGUUUACGAAGGAGAAUAUUAAAAUGAUGUAAAGCAUGGCAUUGGAAAAAUAACACAUCUAGAUGGAAAUCAUUAUUAGGGCUCCAAUGCCAAUGAUAGUAGAAAUGCUUAAGGAGUACGUGAAUACUCGAAUGAUCAGAUUGAUGAUAGCAAUUAGAAAUAAAAUAAAUUCCUGUCUCACAAUUCAAAAAGCCAAGAGAAACCUAAAUAAGAAUUUACUUAAAGAGAAAAUAGAUCAAACUCAUCUUCAUAGAAUUAUUAAUCAAAUAUAUACUCAACCUAUCUGAACACUUAUCAAAAUGCUAAUCUAUCACUUCAAACUAAUAAGUUAAGAUAAUUAUAAUUGCCUGGUUACCUAAAAUAAAAUAGUAAAGUUGUAAGCUAAUCCAAACGUACUUACUCAAUGAAUUAAAAAAGGAUUACUUAACGAUGCUAAGUUAAAUAAAAUUAUAAAUCCGCUUCCAUAGACUUGGAAGAUAUUUACAAUGGAGAUGCCUAUAGAACUAUCAAAAAGAAGCAAACUAGCUUCAGAGAUAAUAGUAAUUUGUAUUUAAUAAAUAACAAUAAGAAAUCUAUUAAGAAUGUAUUUGUUUAUUGA